This is a messenger RNA of Sipha flava (yellow sugarcane aphid), 1296 nucleotides long. Its product is annotated as zinc finger MYM-type protein 1-like. The coding region runs from base 1 to 1296 and encodes 431 amino acids. The record is from RefSeq and is a predicted model, not a curated record. NCBI's taxonomy places the organism in Eukaryota, Metazoa, Arthropoda, Insecta, Hemiptera, Aphididae. The transcript is spliced from 4 exons.
AUGAAUUCUGAAACCUCCACACCAUCCACUACUGUUACACAUAUAACUGAUGUUAAUAGUUGGUCAUCCGAUCCAGCUUUAUGGCCGAACAAAAAAAAUCAAGUUGUACAAUACUGGAUACAUAGAAGUAGAUUAACUUCCAACCAAAAUUUAAAUAAUGAUUUUACCGCUUCUAGCCGUGACAAGUUUAGUUCUGGAUAUAGUGACUGGCCUCACGGACAAAGAGAUAUUAAUAAACACGAACGAAGUGUUAUUCAUUUAGAAUCACUUAGAAUAUGGAUAUCACGUACCUGUACAUCAAAGACGUUGACAAUAGAUUCACAGCAUAAAUUAUUAAUGGAGCAACAGAUAUUUUACUGGCGAGAAGUUUUACGUAGAGUAUUUGAAACGUUAAGAUAUCUUUGUGGAAGAGGUCUCGCAUUAAGAGGUGAUAGUGAAAAUUUCGGCGAUGAGCAAAAUGGAAAUUUUUUAGUUACUCUUGAGUACUUAUCAAAAUUUGACCCAUUUAUAGCUAAACAUUUAAAUGAAAAUUCAAAUAAAGGUAGAGGUAAAAAAUCUUAUUUAUCUUCAACGAUUUAUGAAGAAUGUGUUUUAAUAAUGGGAAAUAAGCUUUUGAAGAUGAUAACAAAAGAAAAGUUCAUGAACGUUUCUUAUGUGUUGAACCUGCUGUUGGUCAUUUUGGAAAAAAAUAUUGCUCAAGCUAUUUUGAAAAAACUUGAAGAACUUGAUUUGAAUAUAUUGGAUGCAAGGGGCCAAUCGUAUGACAAUGCUUCAAAUAUGUCUGGGAAGUUUGAAGGAGUACAGGUGCAUUUGAAGAAGUCUAAUAAGUAUAUGGAUUUUAUUCCAUGUACUGCACAUUCGUUAAAUUUAGUUGGAAACAAUGCAGUUGACAAUUGUUCAGCUGCAUCCGUAUUUUUUGAGUUUGUUCAACAUUUAUAUACAUUUUGUUCAGCCUCUACAUAUCGAUGGGAAACAAUUUGUGGUGAUUUAAAAAGAAUUGAUGGGAGAACUGUAGUCUUAAAGAGUUUGAGUGAAACACGAUGGUCAUCUAGAGCACACUCUACUAAAGUACUUUUACUAUGGAACAGAAUUUUAGAAAGAUUUGACAAAACUAGUGUUAAAUUACAAGAGAAGUCACUUGAUUUAUCAGUCGCUGUUAAGCUUUUAAAAUUUUUACGGGAGUAUAUUGGUUCAAUAAGAAACAAUUUCAAUGAUAUAGAAAAAGUGGCAUUAUCUCUUUCUAAAGUUAUUUCUAAAAAGUAUAAUACUGAAAAAAAAAAGAAAAAUAAUUCGUAA